Messenger RNA from Effrenium voratum, 882 nucleotides. The record is from the annotation of a GenBank genome assembly. NCBI's taxonomy places the organism in Eukaryota, Dinophyceae, Suessiales, Symbiodiniaceae.
AUGUGUGGAGGGCCGUUGGCGCUGCGCCAGCUGCGACGUGGCGGGCUGCGACCUCUGCGAGUCGCCUCAGCGCUGCCGAAGCUGCGGCAGCGGCUUCCGCCGGACCGCGGAUGGGCGGUGCGGGGCAUUUGGAAGGACAGAAAGGCCUAUGCGGCCGUGGGCCUCGUGCUGUGUUUUUUGGUUCUUUGGCUGUGCCUUGACCUGCUGUCAGCGCACUGCCGGGAGACUACCAACGUCACCAGCCUCAAGGCGGGCUACAUGUCCAGAUGGCGGGCAAAGCUGAGGAAUAACUAUGUCCACGGGCGCCCGCAGUACCCGCUGUGCUCCCGGCUCCAUCGCCACAGCGAGGGCGCUGCGCCCAUCGGUGGCCCCGGCCAGGUGCUGUGCAUGAACUGGUUCAGCCUGGUGGGGGCGCUGGGCUUGUGGCUGAGUGCUUUGGCGCUGGCGCUGGCGCCGCCUUGGCACGCCAAGUUGCUGGAUCCCAGCAUGGCCUACAUGUGCAAACUCCCGGACGUCCAUGUGCCCUUCCAUACACACUGGGCCGCCGCCAGUUAUUUAGGCGCGGCUCUGAUGACGGCAGCAUUCCUGGUGUGGCAAAGCGUCCAUUGGACCCGGAUGACCCACGACACCUCCGGAGACAUUUGCCUCCACUACUACUGUGUCGAGGCGAUGGGCUUCCCGCCAGAAGCUACCAACAAGCUUGAGCUGUUAGAGUACUUCCGCUCGCAGAUGAGGAUGCUCGGGCUACCCAGCGAUGGCAUCCAAUACCUGUCUAUAGGCUACAAGUUCCGGAACGCGGCGCGGAUCGAAGAGGCGCUGGAAGCCCAUUUGGAGGAGGAGGAGGCCAAAGACCCCAUGAGAUGUCCCAUGCUUGCAGCGUAG